UCCCUGAGCGCGCUAGGAGCUGAGUCCCUCGCUUGGCGCCUUCCGCAGUGCCGUGGCGGGUGCCUGAGAAGUAAACUCCCAGACAUCAACGGUAUGAUGAAAAGCCUUCGAAUGUGCGAUUGUAUGACCUCGAAACAUUUUCCCUGACAACGCGGGUUUGUCAGUUCCAGAACUCCAAGUCUCUUCCCCUAGAACGUGUGCUGGGUGGAGCCUAAGAGGGGGUCCUCCUCUACAACCUAGGCCAGAGACCACAGCUGAGCUAGAAGGAAGAGACUCCACGCCUGUGCUCUUGAUGGAAUUUAAAAUUGAAAACACUUGGGAUGGUUUUCCAGUGAAGCAUGAGCCAGUGUGUAUCAAGCUGAGCCCAGGGGACAAGGGCGUGAAGAUGGAGGUUAGUGCUCCAUUUUUCAAUGAUCCUCCAGCUCCUCUUGGAGAACCAGGAAAGCCUUUCAGUGAACUGUGGAAUUAUGAAGUUGUGGAAGCAUUUUUCUUGAAUGAUACAACUGAGCAGUAUUUAGAAGUUGAACUUUGUCCACAUGGACAACAUUUAGUUCUUUUACUCUCUGGAAGAAGAAAUAUUUGGAAAAAAGAGCUCGAGUUAUCAUUCAAAGUGUUCAGAGGGGAGACCAACUGGGAAGGCACAGCUCUUCUUCCUUGGAGUUAUUUUCCACCAAAUGUGACAAGAUUCAACUCAUUUGCAAUUCAUGGAUCAAAUGAAAGAAGAAGUUAUGAAGCCCUUUACCCCGUGCCACAGCAUGAACUGCAGCAAGGACAACAGCCUGAUUUCCAUCGUCUAGAAUAUUUCAAGCCUUUCAGUCUUAACACGCUGCUUGGAGAAGAAUGGAAGCAGCCAGAAUCAGACAUGUGGCUAAAAGAGAGACCUGAUGUGUAGAAGUGUAGUAGUAACCGAGCACGUCCAUCAUUUCUCCUCUGUGCUUUUAAGGUAUUCUAAUAAAAUACGUAAACACAUUUCAACAACAAACAUUUUACCAGAGCUCACUGAAAUGUAGCAUCUCUGUGUCAAAUUGCAUAUGUUAACAUAGAAACAGAAACUGUGUAACAUAAAAUAAUUUUUACUUAAAUAUCCUGUUUAUCCAUGAAAUUAGUAGAAAACAGUAAUCUCUUUCAGUUGAUGAGACAGUCUACAUCUGCUAAGACACCGAGAUAGAAGAAUUCUUUAACUAGAUACCUUUACUGUGUAGGAAGGAAUGAAACAGUCUUGAAUUCUGGAAAUAGAGUUGAUACUUUUACUUACAGAUAAGGACAUUUUCUUAAUGCUUCUAAGUACGAUGUUAGAAAACUUCAUUUGAUUUUUGAAGUGCCACACCUUCCUAGUUGAAGAUAGAUCCCAAAGUACUAAAUCAGUACCCCCUCACCUAAAUGGAUCAUGCAGACAAAAAUGUCAACAAAAGGAGCCACAGAGUGAAACCACACCACUGAUCACAUAGAUACAACUGCAGUGUUCCACCAACAGCUGCAGAAUGAGCUUGAUGUUUUCCAGAAUAAGACCACAAACACAUUUGUUGCAUUCCAGAUGGCUGUAGCUGCUUGGGUUUUUCUAUAACAGAAUUUUAGGUCUUAUAAACAAUUCAGCCAAGUGAUAUACAACACAAUCAGCAUACAUGCAAAAAUAAUAGCUUUUGCAUACAUCAAUAACCAACCUGCUGAGAAAGAAAUCAGGAAAGCAAUUCCAUUCACGGCAAAAAGAAUAUCUAGGAACAAGCCUUGUUCAUGACUUUUCUCACUGUAGUUAUGAGAUAAUUGAGAAAAGCAACUCAGUGAAGGGAGGUUUUAUAUUGACUCAGUGUGAGGAUACAGUCCAUCAUGAUGAGGAAAGCAUGACAACAGGCCAUGAGGUGGCUGGUCACCUUGUGUCUACUGUCAGAUCAGAGAGGAAUGUUGGUGCUCCGCUUACUUUCUUAUUUUCAUUCCACCCUUGGACCUUCUGGGUGUAUUUUCCAUUAUCAAGCUUCUGUGAAGGAGUACGGCUCCUUGGUGAUUCUAAGUCCAGUCAAACACAUAGUGAAGAGUAGUCAUCAUAUCUUGCUGAGGUGGCAAAAGGCUUCUAUGAUGAAAGUUGCAGAACACUGGAGAAAAAAGUUGAAGAAGACGUUAGAAGAUUAAAAGACAUUCCAUGUUCUUGUAUCCACAGAUUUAGUAUCGGGGAAAUGGCCGUAUGAAAAUGAAAUACCUAGAAGUUCAUUUGAUCACCUUCUAAAUUUAAAUUCUAUUCUUCAGACAGUUAGAACAAUAUAUAAAGUGUGUAUGAAAACACAAAGACCUAUAAUAGGUAAAGAUGUCCCAAGUAUGAAGAACAUUAUUGGAAGUCUCCCAAUAUCUGAUUUAAAAUUAUACUAUAGAGCUGUUGUUAUUGCAGCUCUAUGGACCAGCACAAAAGCAAGCAGUAGACCAAUGGACUAGAACAGAGGAUCUUAAAAUUAUCCUACACAGCCAUAGUUUUAUCAACAAGUGUUGCUGGGAAAAUAGGAUAUUUGCAUAUGUUAGACUCAAGCUAGAUCCCCAUAUCCCACCCUGUACAUAAAUCAGCCCCAAGACCUUAAUGUAACAUCUGGAACAUUAAAACUGAUAGAAGAAAAGAUAAAGAAAAUGCCUCAAGAUGUAAAUAUAGGCAGUAACUUCAGGAAUAUGCUCCAUUGUCUCUGGAAUAAAAGAAUCGACAAAUUAUAUUUCAUCAAAUUAAAAUAAACUGUACAGGAAAGGAGACAGUUAGUGAAGUGAAGAGACAGCCUACAGCAGGGGAGAAAAUCUUUGCUAGCUACUCUUCCCUCAGAAGCUUAACAUCCAGCGUAUACAAAGAGCUCAGAAAAAAAUACCAAAGCUAAGUAGUAAAGCUCAAUAAGUGAGCAGGCCAUCUACACAGUUCUCAAAAGAGUUUGUAGAGCCAUCUAAUAAUUAUAAAAACUCAGUGUUUUUAGGUAUUAGUUAUGCAAGUUAAAACUGUAUUGAGAUUUCAUCCUAGGAAAAUGGAUCUUUAAUAAGAUGACAAGUGCUGGUGAAGGGAAGGAGGAGAAGGAGCCUUUAUUCACUACUCAUGGGUAUUAGCACUGUCUACUGUGAAAAUCAGUAUGGCGAUUCCUCAUCAACACUGAAAAUAGAACUCCCAUAUGAUCCAGCUCUGCUAGUUCUGAGUAUAUCCCCAAGGGAAUCAGAAUAACACAAUGCAAAGGCACCUGUGUAGCUGUGUUCACAAUGUCCAAGUUAUGGCAUCCAUCUAGGUAUCUGUCUAACUCAUGAUUAGAUAAAGAAAACACACUCCAGACAGAGAGAGACAGAAAUGACAUACCAUUCAGCCAUAAGAAGAACAAAAUUAUGUCAUUUUCAGGAAAAUGGAAAUAAAUUAAGUCAGACUGAAAGAUAAGUAACUCCUGUUUUUUCUUUUUAUGAAAGUCAAAGAAAACAUUUGAAUAUAGGACAAGAGGUUAUUAGAAAAGUAGAACAGGAUUUGAGGAGAAGGGAGAGAUGGGGGAAAAGACGUGGGGAAUAAAAAUGUUUACAGUUGUAUACAUGUAUGAAUCUGCCAAAGUAAAAAUCUGCAAUUCUGUAUAGUAUAUGCAAAUUAAAAUUUCUUGGUAUAGAACUCUCAAAUUUUGUUCUGUGUUUCAGAGCUUGCUUUGUAAUAGAUGUGUGAACUUCUGUAUCAUACUUAGUCCUUCUCAGCAUCAUUAGCUCAGAGACCAGACUCACAGAAGGUAAAGACACUUGCCAUCUCUCCUCCCAUUUAAAAAGAAAAGAUUUAUUUGUGUGCAUGCGUGUUUGUUAUUGUUUACAUUCAUGCAGAAGA
This is a messenger RNA of Microtus oregoni (creeping vole), 3802 nucleotides long. It is a transcript of the gene CUNH4orf33, whose product is annotated as chromosome unknown C4orf33 homolog. Lineage: Eukaryota; Metazoa; Chordata; Mammalia; Rodentia; Cricetidae. The coding region runs from base 293 to 892 and encodes 199 amino acids. The record is from RefSeq and is a predicted model, not a curated record. The transcript has 7 exons.